Messenger RNA from Gymnodraco acuticeps, 1980 nucleotides. RefSeq names its product urocortin 3, like (gene ucn3l). Gene Ontology annotation, molecular function: corticotropin-releasing hormone receptor 2 binding; hormone activity. Gene Ontology annotation, cellular component: extracellular region. The transcript has 2 exons. The record is from RefSeq and is a predicted model, not a curated record. Lineage: Eukaryota; Metazoa; Chordata; Actinopteri; Perciformes; Bathydraconidae. Gene Ontology annotation, biological process: hormone-mediated signaling pathway; adenylate cyclase-activating G protein-coupled receptor signaling pathway; digestion. Bases 509 to 967 code for a protein of 152 amino acids.
UGUCCGUGGUUCUGAGUGGGAAUUGUUACUUGUCCUCAACAAGCAAUCUUAUGUCAUAAAACGAGAAUUUAAUGAGGAGUAAACAUACCGAAAAAGGAUCAGGCUGCAAGAAAAAAAGUGUUUUGUUGUGUUUGGUCGUGAUGCCUUGUGUUCACCGACAGGAGGUCACGUUUAACAACUUUGUUCAAUGUACCACUACAUCACUGCAUCACAACCAAUGGGAUACUGGAGAGCAGACCAACAUGUGAACGGGGAUGACGUUGUUGCUGGCGUAGGGCUGCAGUUUGGUGGCUCCUACUAAAUGAAUGCAGAGGGAAUGGACGAGCAUGACACGCUGCCGGUCGGACAGUGCGCACUGCUGACCCUCCGCUCAGUAUCACUUCAUCGGGAUUUCUUAUCACACUUCACUUCAGAGGAUUUCUGCCACUUUGGGUUUUCUUCGCAGGGAUAGUGUUGGGUGACCUCUCUAACUGCAUUCUUUAUUGUAGGACACGAGUGAGGACUCAGCAUGCUGUCCUCCCUGAAGACCCUGCUGCUGCUCUCGGUCCUGUGCACGCCGACCUCCAGCCUGUGCCUCCGCCUCUACCGCACCCGCUCCAACCUCCUGUGCGACGACCAGAUGGAUGUGGGGGUCCAGAGUGACGAGGAGGAGCUCCCUGUGGACGGCUGGGGGUCCCUUCUGCAGUCCGCAGAGUACCUCUCCUCCUCCACCUCCACUUCUGCCGAGUCCAGCCGGGAAAAAAGGACUUCAAGUCCCGCGAACUACCGAUUCGUUAGCCGGACGAAGCUCAGAGAGCAGCGGCUCCGAAACAGCAUCAAAGGCGACCGGAGGAGCAGGCUGACCCUGUCUCUGGACGUCCCGACCAACAUCAUGAACGUCCUCUUUGACGUCGCCAAGGCCAAACACAUGCGCGCAAAGGCGGCCGAGAACGCGCGCAUGCUGGCUCACAUUGGAAGGAAAAAGUGAUCAUGUUGGACAACUUCAGAUGUACAUUAUCUGCCAUGACCAGUGUUGGCCUCAAAUGUGAUGCAUUAUUCACUUUCAAAGUAUACGCUUUUGAUUUCUUUAUCUCUGGAAGAUUGUUAUAUUUCCACUCACAGUGCAGGUAAAAGAAGCAUUUCUAAGAAAACUGAGUAACUGUAACGUUUUUUAUUUCUGUUGUUCCAAUGAAAACAAAUGGGGAAGCCUCCAUCGGGGACGUAUGACCAAUAGUUGGAUGUAAAAUCUUUACAUUGUGACAAUAAUUGGCAUAUAAAUAUCGUAAAACUGUCAAAUGUACAAAGUGUUACUCUUAAAUUGACUCUUAAACGGAGACUGAGUGCUUUAUAAAAAAGAUCAUGCCUUCAAGGUGAGAAUAAUCCAUGUGUUUCUUGUGCUCUAAAAUAAGUUUUCUAGCAAUAAGGAAGUAGUUUGACUUGUAUCAAGAUAAUUGAUGUUUUAAGCAAGAGAACAUGGAUGUGUUUUAAAUUUGAAUGAAACAUGAAAUUGUCUCACCUUUCAGAUCUGAAAAGAAGACUUGAAACAGAUAUGAGUAUGAGCUGCAGCAAAGCAGGACUGCAUAUACAAUUUAAAUAAACCCUUAGUUUCUCUGUCUGUAAAAUGUCUGACUCAUCACAUUUUAAAACAUGGACUAAACAAAAAAGAACAAAGCUGUUUUCAGUAUCAAUUCUUACAUCCUUAGCGAAAUAUGGUGUGUUUUGUAACUCUGUUGCAUAAUCAUAACAUUAGACUUUAUAGUAUGAUGUUUUUCUCUCUUUGUUGUUUGAUUUAUUUAAGAAGUUUGCUGUUCUGAAGUUCACAUGGUAGCCUAUGAUGAAUCCAGAUUUGUGAAACAUCAUCAGAAAAAACACUGAAAUACUGUACAAACCAACUGCAAGAUCAUGACAUACAGUAAAAUGCAAAUGCAUGAGAAUGUAUGCGUUCAUCAGAUGUCUGUUAUUUUUAUACGCAAAAUAAAGGAUUAUUUUUCCUCAAAUAAA